Phacochoerus africanus (Common warthog) is the source of this 2641-nucleotide messenger RNA. RefSeq names its product ubiquitin associated protein 1 (gene UBAP1). Gene Ontology annotation, cellular component: ESCRT I complex. Gene Ontology annotation, molecular function: ubiquitin binding. Gene Ontology annotation, biological process: ubiquitin-dependent protein catabolic process via the multivesicular body sorting pathway. NCBI's taxonomy places the organism in Eukaryota, Metazoa, Chordata, Mammalia, Artiodactyla, Suidae. The coding region runs from base 16 to 1650 and encodes 544 amino acids. The transcript has 6 exons. The record is from RefSeq and is a predicted model, not a curated record.
GUGGAGCACGGCGCCAUGACAUCAGACGCCGAAAGGGGCGGAGCCGUGAGAGGAAGGAGGAGGGAAGCGGGACUUCAACAUGGCGGCUGUGGUACUGGCGGAGGCUACGGUGACGGCCUGGCCUGGGGCGGCCAGAGUUGGAGGUGGUGGCGUUCGCUCUCCCUAGGAGCCGUCAGGAGCUCAGCGGGGACCGAGCCUGGGAGGCCGGUCGGCGGCAGCACCUUUCGGCUUCUGGGACGGCAGAGGCGGCGGCGUUCAGGUUCUAAAUGGCUUCUAAGAAGUUGGGUGCAGAUUUUCAUGUAUGACUUCUCUUUGGAAAAGAAAACCAUUGAGUGGGCCGAAGAUAUUAAGAAAAUCCAAGAGGCCCAAUGGGAAGCAGAACGCAAGGCUGAGGAAGCAGAAGCUAAAGUGAAUUCUAAGAGUGGCCCAGAGGGAGACAGCAAACUGAGCUUCUCCAAGACUCCCGGUGCAGCCAUAAUGCCACCUCCUAUCAAUCCCAUCCUUGCCAGCUUACAGCACAACAGCAUCCUCACCCCAACUCGGGUCAGCAGCAGUGCCACGAAACAGAAAGUUCUCAGCCCUCCCCACACAAAGGCAGAUUUCAAUCCUGCUGAUUUCGAGUGUGAGGAAGACCCAUUUGAUAAUCUGGAGUUAAAAACUAUUGAUGAGAAGGAGGAGCUGAGAAACAUUCUGGUAGGAACCACUGGACCCAUCAUGGCUCAGUUGUUGGACAGUAACUUGCCUAGAGGCGGCUCAGGGUCGGUGUUACAGGAUGAGGAGGUCCUGGCAUCCCUGGAGCGGGCAACCCUAGAUUUCAAGCCUCUUCACAAACCCAAUGGCUUUGUAACCUUACCACAGUUGGGCAACUGUGAAAAGAUGUCGCUGUCUUCCAAAGUGUCCCUCCCCCCUAUCCCUGCAGUAAGCAAUAUCAAGUCUCUGUCGUUCCCUAAACUUGACUCUGAUGACAGCAAUCAGAAGACAGCCAAGAUGGCAAGCACUUUCCAUAGCACAUCCUGCCUCCGCAGUGGCACGCUCCGGAAUUCCCUAAAGCCUUCCACCCAAAGCAGUGCCAGUGAGCUCAAUGGGCAUCAUACUCUUGGGCUUUCAGCUUUGAACUUGGACAGUGGCACAGAAGUGCCAACCCCAACCCCUUCCCAGAUGCCUUCCCUCUCUGUCUUGUCUGUGUGCACAGAAGAAUCAUCACCUCCAAAUACAGGUCCCAUGAUCACACCUCCUAAUCUUUCAAUGUCACAAGUGCCCAAUACUCCCAGCUGUCCCCAGGCUUAUUCUGAACUGCAGACGCUGUCCCCCAGUGAGCGGCAGUGUGUGGAGACAGUGGUCAACAUGGGCUACUCGUAUGAGUGUGUCCUGAGAGCCAUGAAGAAGAAAGGAGAGAAUAUUGAGCAGAUUCUCGACUAUCUCUUUGCACAUGGACAGCUCUGUGAGAAAGGCUUCGACCCUCUUUUAGUGGAAGAGGCUCUGGAAAUGCAUCAGUGUUCAGAGGAAAAGAUGAUGGAGUUUCUUCAGUUAAUGAGCAAAUUUAAGGAAAUGGGCUUUGAACUGAAAGACAUUAAGGAAGUUCUGCUCCUACACAACAAUGACCAGGACAAUGCUUUGGAAGACCUCAUGGCUCGGGCAGGAGCCAGCUGAGAUAGGCCUUGCCUAGGCCCUACCAUGGAACCACCCCUGCCAGAGGCCCUGAGCAGCCCAUCUGUGGGGAAGGAGAAGGGGUACACUUCUGGAUUUUCUUUUGGGGGUGGAAGGUCAGGUGUGGAGACGGUGCUCGCCAGGUCUCUAUGAGCCGAGGCCCUGAGCUGGGGAGAAAGUGGGAAAGAUUUGGGCAGGCUCAUGUGCCCAGAACUGUCCUGGCUCCUUCCAUAUUAAAUGUAUUUGUAUUUUGAGAAGUGUCCUUCCCACCUUGGCCCUCCAGAGAGACUUCUCUGGUCUUUCUGGGGUCUAUUUGGCCUCAACCGGAACCCACCCCAGCUGCCAGAAGGAGCUGGGGAGAAGGGGUGGGAGGGCCAGACUCAGUGCUGCUUAGGGGCUAGAUGUUUUCCUCCUCUGCAAGGGUGGACUGACCUCUAAUCCAGGUUGAGUGCAAUUGAGAGGUUCUUCCAGGGUUUUGUUUUUUUCCCCCUUCAUGUCACUUAGUGUUACACUGGUUCUGCAAUGUCUCUGAGGUGCAAAGAAUGCCCUUUCCCCUUGGGGCCCUAGUUUGCCUUUUCUGCUAGGCAAUUGCAUUACUUUCCUUCCCCAGCCUGUUUCUUUUGGUCUGGUUGAGACCACAGUUGUCUGCUACCCAGGAUUUUAGAGCCCCCUUGUUCUAGGAACAGUUGUCAUUUUAAGAAAUCAUUGGCCCCUUCCCAGUGCAUCAAGUGGGGAAGAAAAAAACAGGCGGUGAUUUGGUCACUCAGCACUAACUCCACCUCAGUUCUCCCUGGAGAACAGCCUCUCCCUCCAGCCCUUUGCUCUAGGAUGACACAGUAACACCUAGUCAUAGAAAUCCGUCUCUUUGUUUUGUAUUAUGUUGUACAUCAUUAAAGAUCUAAAUACAGAGGAUAUACAGUCUUGAUGAAUCUAAUGUAAUUUGCUAACUAUUUUCAUUCUUCAGAGAGAACUACUAAUAAAAAUCUAAAAGGUA